AUGGCCAACUUGCUGCCCAAGUACCUGGAUAAGGAAUGCUACCCCGUGGUGACGGGCGGCGCCGAUGUGGCCAACCAGCUUCUUCAGGAGCGUUUCGAUCUGGUCUUCUUCACCGGCUCUCCCAACAUUGGAAAGUUGGUCUACCAGGCGGCCUCAAAGCACAUGACGCCGGUAGUGCUGGAGCUGGGCGGCAAGUCGCCGCUGUACAUUGACGACUCGGUAGAGGGCCAACUGGAGGUGGCCGCCAAGCGAGUGCUCUGGGGCAAACUGACCAACUCUGGCCAAACCUGUGUCGCCCCUGACUAUGUCCUCUGCAGCCCUUCGGUGCAGGACCGCUUUGUGGAGGCGUCAAAGAAGGUGCUAAAGGACUUUUAUGGUGACCCGGCCAAGUCGGACAGCUUUGCGCGGAUCGUCAACGACCGCAACUUUGACCGCCUGGAGAAGCUGCUGUCGGCCACGAAGGGCAAGGUGGUGGUGGGCGGACAGACGGCCAAAGGGGAGCGGUACAUUGCGCCCACUCUGGUGGCCAACGUCACCGGAAAUGAUUCGCUGAUGAGCGAGGAACUCUUUGGACCCAUUCUGCCAAUUGUCCCG
Molecule: messenger RNA, 594 nt
Organism: Rhagoletis zephyria (snowberry fruit fly)
Lineage: Eukaryota; Metazoa; Arthropoda; Insecta; Diptera; Tephritidae
Source: RefSeq, a predicted model, not a curated record